This is a messenger RNA of Caenorhabditis bovis, 1842 nucleotides long. NCBI's taxonomy places the organism in Eukaryota, Metazoa, Nematoda, Chromadorea, Rhabditida, Rhabditidae. The record is from the annotation of a GenBank genome assembly.
AUGACAUUGGGUUGCGAGAUUCUUGACAAGAAGGUCGCCGAUUGGCUCGCGUGGGAUCGCAAUGAGACGACGUUGGCGGAGAUCAAGUCGCUGGUGGCGGCCAACGACGUCGCCGGCAUCAAAGCGCGAAUGAGCACGCGGCUCGUGUUCGGCACCGCCGGCGUUCGCGCGCCAAUGCAGGCCGGAUUCGGACGGCUCAAUGAUUUGACGAUUAUCCAGAUCACGCACGGAUUCGCCCGUCACAUGCUCAACGUGUACGGUGAGCCGAAGAAGGGCGUCGCGAUCGGAUUCGACGGCCGACACAACAGCAAGCGAUUCGCCGAAUUGGCCGCCAACGUGUUCAUCCGCAACAACAUUCCAGUGUAUUUGUUCAGCGAGGUCUCGCCGACGCCAGUUGUGUCGUGGGCAACAAUUCAUCUGAAAUGCGAUGCCGGACUCAUCAUCACCGCCUCGCACAAUCCGAAAGAGGAUAAUGGCUACAAGGCGUAUUGGAGCAAUGGAGCGCAGCGUCGUUUAUCAGAAAAUCAUAAAAAUGAUAAGCGAACCUCGAAUUGUUUGCAGAUUAUUGGACCGCAUGACGAUGAGAUUGUGAGAAUCAAAGAGGCCGAGCCGCAGCCGAGAGAGGAAUAUUGGGACAUCUCGCAACUCCGCGCGUCGCCGUUGUUCCAUUCGGCUGACGUCGCGAUUGAGCCCUACUUUGAGACAGAGAAAUCGCUCAAUUUCCACAAAGAAAUCAAUCAGAAGUGUACCCUCAAAUUCACCUAUUCGGCGUUUCAUGGCAUCGGUUAUCAUUACACGAAGCGAAUGUUCAAAGAGUUUGGAUUUCCCGAGUCGAACUUCAUCUCGGUUGCUGAGCAGCAAGAGCCGAAUCCCGAUUUUCCGACGAUCCCAUUCCCGAAUCCAGAGGAGGGAUUGAAGGUGUUGACGCAUUCGCUGAACACGGCUGAACAUCAUGGAUCGACUGUCGUGCUUGCGAAUGAUCCUGACGCCGAUCGAAUUCAGCUGGCUGAGAAGCAGCCAAAUGGCGAAUGGCGUGUGUUCACUGGUAAUGAGAUGGGAGCACUGAUGACGUGGUGGAUUUGGACGAAUUGGCGUCAGAUGAAUCCGACAGCGGACCCAUCGAAAGUCUACAUUCUCAAUAGCGCCGUCUCGUCGCAAAUCGUGAAAACGAUCGCUGACGCCGAGGGCUUCAAGAAUGAGACGACGCUCACCGGAUUCAAAUGGAUGGGAAAUAAGGCUGAGGAGCUUCGCGCUGCCGGCAAUCAGGUGAUUCUUGCCUGGGAGGAAUCGAUUGGCUACAUGCCGGGGCAUACGAUGGACAAGGAUGGCGUCAGCGCGGCGGCGAUCUAUGCGGAAAUCGCCGCAUUCCUUCAAACACAUGGAAGAACACUUCAGGAGCAGCUCUAUGCUCUGUAUAAUAAGUAUGGAUUCCAUAUCGUCCGAUCGACUUAUUGGUUUGUGCCGAAGCCGGAAGUCACCAAAGAGUUGUUCGCCACUCUACGCAAGGAUUUGAAGUUCCCGACGAUGAUCGGAAAGAACGAGGUGGCGACGGUGCGCGAUUUGACGAUUGGCUACGACAACUCGAAGCCGGAUAAUAAGCCGGUUCUUCCGUUGUCGACGUCUUCCGAAAUGGUCACAUUCUUCUUGAAGAAUGGUAGCAUUACGACGCUUCGUGCUUCUGGAACUGAGCCCAAGAUCAAGUACUACAUUGAGUUGAUCACUCCGCCGGGAAAAACACAAAAUGAUCUGGAGAGCGUUAUCAGCGAGAUGGAUCAACUUGAGAAGGACGUCGUCGCCACUUUGCUCCGUCCUGAGCAAUUCGGAUUGAUUCCACGGAAAUAG